Cryptococcus deneoformans JEC21 is the source of this 1422-nucleotide messenger RNA. RefSeq lists its product as hypothetical. Lineage: Eukaryota; Fungi; Basidiomycota; Tremellomycetes; Tremellales; Cryptococcaceae. The transcript has 6 exons. The record is from RefSeq and is a predicted model, not a curated record. Bases 498 to 1202 code for a protein of 234 amino acids.
UUUGGAGCCCUUGUCUCUCCUAGUUUAUCCCCUCUCCCCUCUCCCUUCUCGCACAUUUUUUUGUACAGUAAAGCCGAGAAGAACAAAGUAGUCACCGUUGUCGUUACUUCGUUCACACUGCUGGCCGCCGGUGUAUCCGGAUAGAGACUCCCUCUCUCCCGCACUUCUUAGAUCACGACUUGCUGAUUUUCUCAUAAUAACGACAGCCCGAAUCCACUUCCCGUAUGACGUAGUGGCCGAGAAACGCUACGCAAUAUAGCCAGUAAAUGAAUGUAUAGAGUAUUUUUCCAUGCUCGAUGGUUAGCAGUACGACAGACGUCAUGCCUCCAGGUAGCAGAAAGCAUGAAAAUGAAGCACUAGAGAAUCUUGCUCAACGCAUGUGGUGAUAUAUAGUACAAUACCUCUGGCUUUUCGCCCACUUUUUUUCCACUCCAUGCUAUCUCAUCUAAUUAUUUCUCUAUCCCCAAACGAACCACAUAUCAACUUCAGAACCAAACAUGUCUACUGUUACUCAAGGUGUUAAGGACUUCUUCAAGAGUACCUCCAAGCCAGACUCCACAGAGGUCUGCACUGAGACUGCACCUGAGGUCGUCCAGGAGCACGUCAGGCCCCAAGAGCACACAGAAAGUGCUGAGGCCAUCGACCGAGAAAGGCAUAUCCAUCAUCACCAGCACCGAAUUCAACCCAUAGAGCACAAACAGGCUCUCGACGCCAAGCAUGUUCACGUUACUGCACCUGCCGUCGUCCGUGAGCACAAGGAGGAGAUGCUUCCCGAACAUCAGGAUACCCUCCAAAAGCAAAGGACAUUGCACAGCAAUCAACAGACCAUCGGCGAAGUCGAGAAGUCUCAUGCUCACAUCGGAACCCAUGUUAACCAGCAUGAACACCAUCACAUCCACGAAACCGUCCAACCCGUCAUCCAGAGGGAGACCGUCCAGCCUACCGUUGUCCACCACACGGCUGCAAUCCACGAAAAGGUUCAUGAUGCUCCUAUUGUUCACGAGGUCACCACUUUACCUACUAUAGGCCACAACGAGUUCUUGAAGAUGAAAGAAGGCCUCAAGAGCGCCACUCACACCGACAAGGGACACCAACACCAGUACUACGAGGGUGCUCCUAGAGUUGGCAGCCAACAAACUUCAGCCGCUAAUGCCGCUUCCACAACCAAUGCCGCUUCCACUAAGGAAGUUCCUACUGCCUAAGAAGUAGUUUGCCAUAUAUUUUUUGUCUUGGGGGAUGUAAAGAGUUCAUGUUGAAAUUGGGCAUUUGUAGUUAUUAAACUGUUAUAAAUAUUACUUGUAUAUACACGGUAGCUUGGGGUUAUUAUUAGAAGAGCGAGGAUAGCCAAUGCAAAGAUUCCUUUCACAACAGCUGAUGUUCGGGUUUGUUUACCCUAUCUCGCUGGAAAAUACUGGACAUCUU